AUGGAUUCCCUGGACAAAGCUCAAGUACUCCUCCUCUGUGACCUGUGUCAAAGAGCUCCAUUACAGAGUCAUUGUGAACUUUGUCAUAUUAACCUGUGUAAGACCACACACAGAAACAUUGUGAACUGUGAGAAAUGUGACAUUCCUGUCUGUUCUACCUGCAUCUCCUCUGGUAAACAUCACGGUCAUAUAAUAACAGAUAUCCUACAAAAACUAACUUCUAAAACAAAAGAUUUAGAAAUUGACUUACAAGAACUAGAGAAAAGAAUUCAUCCUACCUACAAAGAUAUUGCAUUAGAUCUAAACUCUGAAAAAGAAAGCUUGGAAAAACAUUAUGAGAAACUGACAACAGCUGUCACCAAACAAGGCGAAGACUGGUACAGAGAAAUAAUCAUUAUCGUCAACAAACAGAAAUCUGAAAUUGAUGAGAUGAAAUCUAAACACCUGGCUGUUCUAAAUAAACAGGAAAAAGAAAUCAAACAGAUUACUUCUGAUGUAAGAGAAUGUAUUCUUGAUCUGAAAAAAAUACUUGACUCCAAUGAUGUCUCCCUAACCUCUGGGUACAAAUCCAGGAAUGCUGAAUUCAGAAGUUUACCACCUAAGGUCAAUGUCUCAUUACCAAGUUUCUCUUCUCUUCAAAUCAACACAGAACAACUCCAUCAAAUGUUUGGUUCAAUAUCACCAUUAUCCAUUACAACAGAAGAACAUGGCUACACAAUGAAGACACCAGAAGCUGUAACCUCUCCUCCAGUCAAACCACUGCUUGAUAAACCAGAGCUCAUCACCACCAUAGACACUGAGUAUAACAAACUAUACAGUGUUACAUGUCUCAGUGAUGAAGAAAUCUGGACACGUGGACAAGACAAAAUCAUGAAACUCAAUCUCCAGGGCAAAGUACUGAAGUCAAUCCAAACCAAGUCUAGGAAUGAACCACGCGACAUAGCAGUGACAAAGAGUGGAGAUCUAGUUUAUACUGACUCUUAUACAAGAAGUGUAUGCAUAGUGAACAAUAAACAGAGACAGGAAGUGAUCAGACUACAGGGGUGGAGACCUCGCAAUGUCUAUAGUACUUCCUAUGGUGAAAUCCUGGUUAACAUGGUAAGUGAUGAUAAUAAACAAUCAAAAGUUGUCCGUUACUUAACCUCCACAGAAAAACAAACCAUUCAGUUUGAUAGUGAGGGUAAACCUAUCUUUUCAUCUGGUAAUCUUAAAUACAUCAGUGAGAACAGGAACCUGGAUAUCUGUGUAGCUGACUAUGAAGCCAAAGCAGUAGUGGUGGUUAAUCAGGCAGGAAAACUCCUAUUUAGAUACACUGGUCAUCCCUCUACUGACAGGGGAUCAUUUUAUCCAGUCGGCAUUACGACAGACAGCCAGAGUCCGAUCCUGAUAGCAGACAAAAUCAACAGCUGUAUCCACAUCCUAGAUCUGGACGGACAGUUCUUUUGUUACAUUGAUAACUGUAAUCUAGAGUUUCCAUUGGGUUUAUGUGUAGACACCAGUGACAACCUCUUUGUGGCUGAGUAUGACAGUGGUUACGUGAAGAAAAUCAAAUAUAUGUGA
Saccostrea cuccullata (small rock oyster) is the source of this 1560-nucleotide messenger RNA. RefSeq lists its product as uncharacterized. The coding region runs from base 1 to 1560 and encodes 519 amino acids. The record is from RefSeq and is a predicted model, not a curated record. Gene Ontology annotation, biological process: proteasome-mediated ubiquitin-dependent protein catabolic process; protein polyubiquitination. The transcript is spliced from 2 exons. Gene Ontology annotation, molecular function: ubiquitin protein ligase activity. NCBI's taxonomy places the organism in Eukaryota, Metazoa, Mollusca, Bivalvia, Ostreida, Ostreidae.